Molecule: messenger RNA, 492 nt
Organism: Lottia gigantea (owl limpet)
Lineage: Eukaryota; Metazoa; Mollusca; Gastropoda; Lottiidae
Exons: 1
Biological process (GO): regulation of transcription by RNA polymerase II
Cellular component (GO): nucleus
Molecular function (GO): RNA polymerase II cis-regulatory region sequence-specific DNA binding; DNA-binding transcription factor activity, RNA polymerase II-specific
Source: RefSeq, a predicted model, not a curated record
GGAAGUAAAACUUGGAAAUGUCCUGAAUGUGGUGAUCAUUACAGUAGUAAAGCCAGUCUUAGACGCCAUCUUCGAAUUCAUGAUCUAUAUAGACCUUAUUUUUGCCCAGUUUGUGACAAGACUUUUGUUCAGAAAAUAACUUUAAAAGUUCAUAUGAGGUUACAUUCUGGUGAUAAGCCCCAUGUUUGUAGUGUUUGUAAUAGGUCUUUUGCCCAGAAGAGUAACAUGGAAACCCAUCUCAGACGUCAUCUUGGUCAAAGACCUUACAAAUGUAGUUUAUGUAACAAAGGAUUCAGUGAUAAAGGUAGUUUGGGUGAACACAACAAAACACAUACUGGAGAACAACCUUAUGUAUGUCCUAUCUGUAAAAAAGCAUUCAGUCAGAGAGCUAACAUGAGGACACAUAUGAGACGACAUAAAGAUGAUCGACCCUAUGCCUGUAGUAAAUGUAAUAAAAUGUUUAAGAAUAAAGAUGGUUAUUGGAAACAUAUA